Durusdinium trenchii is the source of this 468-nucleotide messenger RNA. The record is from the annotation of a GenBank genome assembly. NCBI's taxonomy places the organism in Eukaryota, Dinophyceae, Suessiales, Symbiodiniaceae.
AUGGUGUACAGGAGUGUAUUCCUGUCUUCGCCCAAGCAUGCUCGUUCUGCGCAGUUGGCGAUGUCACACACUGCUCCCGUGUUCUCUCCUCUUCAGGGGCAGGGCUGUGAGAAACGCCGAACGCUUCGGGCGGUGUUCGAGCGGACAUGGCGCUGCGAGGAAAGCCUUCACCUGCUCACCUGUCCAAGCGGAAUCGGCACCGUCUCCUGCGGCCCCGUCCUCGCAGGAGACAUUGUGCGGCUGCAUGGAAGUGCAGGUUGUUCACCACCCACUGAGGUACAUCCCCUUGAAGUGGAGCCAGCCUUCUGCAAAGCGACUAAGAAUGAUUCUGUGGCCAAAGUCUCGUUCAAAAGGGCGGGCCAUGGAUAUUCCAAAGAUAUUAGGCACAAUCUCUUCCAAGUGCUUGCACCACUUGUCCGAGACUUCUUCGAAGAAGGUGAAAUUCUUGACAACUUCAGCCCGCGGUAG